GACAUGCAGAAGCCGCGGCUCGGGAGGCUGGGGCUGCGGUGGCGGCGGGCGGCGGGCCUUGGGGCGCGGAGCGACACGGCCUAGCGCGGCGGACGGCCGAGGGGACGUGGGCAGCCGGCCCGGCCCGCCAUGGAGAUGGAGAAGGAGUUCGAACAGAUCGACAAGGCCGGGAACUGGGCGGCCAUUUACCAGGAUAUUCGACAUGAAGCCAGUGACUUCCCAUGCAGAGUGGCGAAACUUCCUAAGAACAAAAACCGGAACAGGUACCGGGAUGUCAGCCCCUUUGAUCACAGUCGGAUUAAAUUGCACCAGGAAGAUAAUGACUACAUCAAUGCCAGUUUGAUAAAAAUGGAGGAAGCCCAGAGGAGCUAUAUUCUCACCCAGGGCCCUUUGCCAAACACGUGUGGGCACUUCUGGGAGAUGGUAUGGGAACAGAAGAGCAGGGGUGUGGUCAUGCUCAACCGUAUCAUGGAGAAAGGCUCGUUAAAAUGUGCCCAGUAUUGGCCACAGAAAGAAGAAAAAGAGAUGGUCUUUGAGGACACACAUUUGAAGUUGACACUGGUAUCUGAAGAUGUCAAGUCAUAUUACACAGUGCGACAACUGGAGCUGGAAAACCUGGCUACCCAGGAGGCCCGGGAGAUCCUGCAUUUCCACUACACCACAUGGCCUGACUUUGGAGUUCCCGAGUCACCUGCCUCCUUCCUCAAUUUCCUUUUCAAAGUUCGAGAGUCAGGCUCCCUCAACCCGGAGCAUGGUCCCAUUGUGGUGCACUGCAGCGCUGGCAUCGGCAGGUCGGGGACCUUCUGUCUGGCUGAUACCUGCCUCUUGCUGAUGGACAAGAGGAAAGACCCCUCUUCUGUGGAUAUUAAAAAAGUGCUUCUGGAGAUGCGCAGGUUUCGCAUGGGGCUCAUCCAGACGGCUGACCAACUGCGCUUCUCCUACCUGGCUGUGAUUGAGGGUGCAAAGUUUAUCAUGGGUGACUCCUCAGUGCAGGAUCAGUGGAAGGAGCUUUCUCAUGAGGACCUGGAGCCCCCACCCGAGCAUGUCCCCCCACCUCCCCGGCCACCCAAACGCAUCCUGGAGCCUCACAAUGGGAAAUGCAAGGAACUCUUCUCCAACCACCAGUGGAUGAGCGAGGAGACCUGUGAGAACGAAGACAGCCUGGCCAGAGAGGAAGGCAGAGACCCCCUAAGUGCUGUGCAUAGCAUGAGCAGCAUGAGUCAAGACACUGAAGUCAGAAGAAGAGCGGUGGCUGGAGGUCUUCAGGGCGCCCAGGCAUCUAUUCCCACCAAGGAAGAGCUGUCCCCAGCGGACGAGGAACAAAAGGCACACUGGCCAACUCACUGGAAGCCCCUCCUGGUCAACAUGUGCAUGGCCACGGCCCUGGCAACUGGUGCGUACCUCUGCUACCGGGUGUGCUUUCACUGACGGACUGCUGUGCGCGCGAGUGUGCUGGGCACUGCUGCUGCCCAGCUUAGGAUUCGGUCUGCGGCGUCUGACCCACUGUUGGGAACAGCUCGCAAGCCUGUGGUGGAACUGGAAGGGCCAGCCCCAGGAGGGGCAUCAGUGCACUGGGCUUGGCAGGAGCCCCAUGGUCCCAAGAACAGUCUAAUCUCAGGGCCUUAACCUGUUGAGGAGAAGUAGAGGAAAUGCCAAAUACUCUCUCACUCGCUCUCACCUCACUCCUCCCCUUUCUCUCUCUGUUCGUUUGUUUUUGGAAAAAAAACUUACAACACAUUGUUGUUUUUAACAUUUAUAAAGGCAGGUUUUUGUUAUUUCUGGAAAAAAAAACGCUAGGCACUCAUGAGAUUCUCUUGUGCCCUUUUGCGUGUGAUUAGAUUCAUGAUUUACAUAGAUUUCCCAAAUGGUCAGGAUGUAAAGCUCCUGCUGGCUUGGGCACCCCCACUGUGUACUCUGAGCUGGCAGGUGUCCUGGAGCCGCCCUGUUGUGAAGAGAGCAGCACAUGCUGCCUCUAAACAGCAAGCCCGGCUCUGCUUUGCUCAGGUGUCCCCGCUGCAUUUCCAAACUCACCUGCACCCUCCACCUCCUUGUGAAGCCAUCUUGCUGAUAUCCCCGCCCUCAACAUCCCAUCCCUAUAAGUGGGUUUCCCUGGGGCCCUGCCUCAGGGUCAAGUUCAUCUUAGGUGGCUGCCAGCACUCACCCUGCGGUUUCCAUUUCAUUUGGAAAGUAAGCACCAUGGUGGUAGAACCCACACUGCUGAGGUGCUAGCAUGACUGACAGGAGGAGGAAGGAGCCUUGGUGUCAUGGAAGCCACCUCGCAGGACUGUUACCAACUUCUGAAACAUUCAGUCCUGUGCUGGUGACCAUCCUUGAAGGCAUCAGAUGAUUUUUGCAAGCUGCAAAGACUUUUUCCUUAGUGGUGCUUUUCAGAGUCAAGACUCAUAAACCACCACCAAGCUUGCCAUGGCUGCCUCCAGUGCUGUAGUGGCCAGGCUGUGGGGAGGCGCGUGUUCUGGAGAAUCCAAGGCAUGCGCUUUCAUGGGGUUGCUACCCAGCAGCACAGCUUGCCCUCCAGCCUCUUGGCUGCAGGCCAAAUGGCCAUGCCGGGGAAGGAAAGCCACUAGCCAGCCGAGCAAGCUGCCAGGGAGGCUUGUUCACACAGAGCCACCACCUCCUUCAGCCAUUAUCUCCCUUUCUGCUUUAUCCUUCCCUGGAGUCCCAAGCCCACGAUCGUGAGGAGUGCAAGGGAACAGCAGAGCAGAGCACUGGCUCAGGCAGGCAGCACGAGUCCCCACACCCUCCCUAGAAACCGCCCACUCUUUAUUUAUUCACCUUUCCCAAAGGCGUCCCCACUGCGUGAGCACGUCCUUGAGCUGAUGAUGUAAGGUGUCAGCCUGGCACCUAGGGCUCUGUCAAGUACAGUAUCAGAUGAGUCCUGGGCUUGAGGCUGACGGGAGCCACUGUACAGCCAGAGCUGGGGCCAGGAGCAGGGGCUGUAGGACAUUGGGAGCUAUCGAGCUUCAGGAACAUGGGACAGUGUGGGCAUGUGUAAAGGCCCUGUGGCUACUGAUGUGAUGUGCGAGAAUGAGACCUGGGCUUUCUCCCCAUGACCUUGUAGAUCCCGUUCCCAAUCUCCACUUUCCCUGAGAAUUCGAAAACAUGAAGUCUUCUGCCCUGGUGUUACCAUGUUCUUGACAUGGGGAAUUUUGAUGCUCACUCAAUAGCAGCCCAUGUCCAGCCACCUCUGCAUACUCUGACCAGAUGUGGCCAUUGUUGAGUAACUGCCUCUCUGUGGAAGCAGUUCUGUCCAGUGCAGAUACUGCAUCACUCCGGCAGGACACCCCAGGCUCGCUGGCCUGCCCUGCCAAACCCCACCGCACCUCAGACAUUCCACGGUCACACCUCAUUCCCUGGACAUUAGGCAAGCAGGGCCCUUCCACCUCUGGAUUCAGUCCCUCCAUUCCAAGUUCACGCUCUUCUGGAGCAGGCCAGGAUUGGAAGGGAACAGCCUGGGUGACAGUCCUUAGAAUCAGCUGUUGUCAUCGCUGGCCUGGGUCACCUUGCCCAGAGGCGUGUCACUCUUGAGCCUGGUAGAGACUGAUGAUGGUGCUCAUGACUCUUCCUGUGAGGGACACAAGACCUCCACAUUGGGUGGCUUUUUUACAAUAAGAAGCGGAGGCAGCUGGAAGUCCAAACUGCCUCUUGCCAGCAUUUCACGUUUUGCCUUUCACCCAGAGAAGCCAGCACAGAGCCACUGCUGGGAAUGGUGGUGGCCUUGCCCACGGAGCCUGGGGAGGUGGCACAGCCAUGGUCCAGACUGGGAGCAGUUGGCAGUGGACUGUACCUGUAGUAGUGGGGUAUGUACAGUAGCCUUCUAGGUGGAUGUCCUGGAGAACGGGCACGCUCCACCCUGUUGCCUGUGUUGGAGGUAGCAAGCUGCUGUAUGCCUUAAACCAACAUUUACUCAGCAGGUCGUUUUUUUUUUUCGAUGGCCAUAGAAUAAACCA
Molecule: messenger RNA, 3968 nt
Organism: Chionomys nivalis (European snow vole)
Lineage: Eukaryota; Metazoa; Chordata; Mammalia; Rodentia; Cricetidae
Gene: Ptpn1
Product: protein tyrosine phosphatase non-receptor type 1
Exons: 9
Coding region: 130-1428 (432 amino acids)
Biological process (GO): protein dephosphorylation
Molecular function (GO): protein tyrosine phosphatase activity
Source: RefSeq, a predicted model, not a curated record